GCCAAGCCACCUAAUUAACCUAACUGUUCUCGUCCAUAUCUAACGACGGCCGCCUCCUCUUCCCCCUCGCCCAGCGCCGCCCCAGCGAAAGCAAAAUCCCCUCCACGAACCGCGCGAAGAAAGUAUUUCUCGCUCACCGGAAUCCGCCGUGAACCGUGAGCAGUUGAUGGGUUUCAGGGGAACCGCCGGCGCAGCACCCUCGUCCUCCCGCACGUCCGAUCUGCCCCCUUCCACGCCGUGGUUCCGGGAGCUGUGGGGGGUCAACGCCGACAAAUAGUAGCAGCCGCCGUCGCCGAAGGACAGCAUUGGUGGAUUUCUCGAUUUGCUGAUUGAAUCAAUUAAAGCAAAGGGAGGGGCGUCCCUUCAGCAAGAGUUGGGGGCUUAUUUAUUUCAGUCUGAUAAUAAGACUUCUUUAAGAAGACUGUGCCGACUGUAAAUAUGUAUAGGCAGAAGAUACCCAAUUCUGGGUGGGCUGCUUUUGAUCGCAGGUGGCGCAGCAAAGAUGGAAGAGGGGAUGACACCGAUGUCAAUUCAUUUCCAGCUCUCUCAGAUUAUAUAGCCCCCAGUGCUGCUAGUAGCUCAGUUGCGGAAAACAGUAGGCCAAAAGCAAAGCCUUUUGCAUCAGUGCUUCGUCCUUCUGUUGAUUGUGCAGCUGAUGGUAAUGAAAACGGAAAUAAGCAUUUCACUUGUCACAGGGAGAAUGCAAACUAUGGUCUAAAAUCUGCAUCUGAAAAUAAAAUUGAGCUGCUGAGGGGUGCUCAUAGUUGGGCCGACAGUAAUUUAAUUGAGGAUGUACUGGCCUCUGUGAACAAUGAUGUUGGUGAAGCAUCUGCUUUGUUGAAAGCUAUGGCGUCUCCUUGUUUUCCAAUAAGGGAGGAUGGACUACCUGAUCAGCUUUCUUCUGAGAUUAAUAAAACACAUGGUUUACCAUCAGGAAAUGGUACAGCAGAAAAUAAUCUUGUAAAUGACUCGCAGUUGUUGCCUCUGCCAAUGAAUAUGUCGUCUGUACCCAUAGAACCGGAAGUGGAAGAGCUCGAUGACGAUUACUUUAACCACAGGAAAGAUGCAUUGAAGAUUAUGAGGGCUGCCACGAAGCAUUCUCAGGCUGCGAGUAAUGCUUUCUUGAGAGGUGACCAUGCUGCUGCCAAGGAACUUUCCCUCAGAGCUCAAGAAGAGCGAUCCGCUGCUGAAGAGCUGAACAAGAAGGCAGCAAAAGAAAUAUUUCGCCUCAGGAACAGCAAUAAUAGCAUUUGGAAGCUAGACAUGCAUGGUCUACAUGCAUCAGAGGCUGUGGAAGUACUGGAACGGCAUCUUCACAGGAUAGAAUUCCAGCCACCAGGGAAUAAUGCAGCUUCAUCUGAUGAAGUAGCUAGGUCUGAACCCAGAGUGUCUGGUCCAAGCAUUGAGCCCGGCCCAGGGAAGGUGGUGUUUGUUCGUCCCAUACAGGCUAUCUUAGAGGUGAUCACAGGGAUUGGCAAGCACAGCAAAGGGCAGGCCUCACUACCUGUUGCAGUCAGGGGCUUCCUCAUUGAAAAUGGGUACCGAUUUGAUGAGCUGCGGCCUGGUGUGUUCUCUGUUCGUCCUAAAUUCCGUCGCCGGUGAACCUGUGGAAGUGUGUACUGUACCGCCAAAUGGAGCAUUACGCUUUGUGGCAUGUCAUAGUUUAUUUACUUUGAAAUUGAAUGUAACAUGCAAUAGUUUAUUUACGUUGAAAUUGAAUGUAACCAUUUGUAAAAUGCUCAAGUUGUUUAUCUAAAACAGAAAGCCAAUUCAAUUCUGUAACCAUACGAAUCGGCAACGAGUGCAAUGUGCUAGUGUUGACAGCA
Molecule: messenger RNA, 1826 nt
Organism: Oryza sativa Japonica Group (Japanese rice)
Lineage: Eukaryota; Viridiplantae; Streptophyta; Magnoliopsida; Poales; Poaceae
Product: polyadenylate-binding protein-interacting protein 7
Source: RefSeq, a predicted model, not a curated record